This is a messenger RNA of Diospyros lotus (date-plum), 4180 nucleotides long. RefSeq lists its product as uncharacterized. Bases 105 to 3971 code for a protein of 1288 amino acids. Lineage: Eukaryota; Viridiplantae; Streptophyta; Magnoliopsida; Ericales; Ebenaceae. The transcript has 18 exons. The record is from RefSeq and is a predicted model, not a curated record.
AUAUCAUCCCUAUCAUUCUUGCCCCUCUUUCUGCCUAAAACCCUAGUAGUAGUAAGUAACUACUGACUUCGUCGUCUAGGGUUUCUGCGAACUUGGAAACCUCCAUGGAGGGCGUCGAAAUUGAAGAACCACUCCAAUUCCUCCAUUCCGAUGACUUCUGCGACUCCAUCCUUUCUCGUUUCAGUAACUCCGAUCAGGAGCGCCACCAACACAUCUGCGCCGUUUUCGGCGCAAUGUCUCAGGAGCUCAAGGACCAGAACCUCCCUAGAACCGCCGUCGCCUACUUCGGCGCUACCUGCUCCUCCCUCGACCGCCUCUCCGCCGAGCCCCAGCCCCCGGGCCACGCCGUCGACGCCCUCCUCGCCAUCCUCGCCAUGAUUGUUCCUCGAAUCUCCAUUCCCAUUCUCAAGAAGAAAACCGAAUACGUGUCUGACCUGGUGGUUCGCGUCCUGCGCUCGAAAUCGAUCACUCCUACCGGGGCCGCCUCAGGGCUGAAGUGCCUUUCGGAUUUGCUGAUAAUUGGGGAGAAGUUCACCUGGUCUGAUGUAUCUUCGCUUUAUGGAUUUCUUUUAGCCUAUGUAACUGACGACCGUCCCAAGGUUAGAAAACAGUCACAUAUGUGCCUACAUGAUGUCCUUGUUAGUUUUCAAGGAACACCGGUGCUGGGACCUGCAAGUGAAGCCAUGGCAAACAUCUUUGAAAGGUUUCUGCUGCUUGCUGGUGGAUCAAAUGCAAGUGCUUCUGAAAAGCCUAAAGGAGCUCAAGAGGUCCUCUAUGUGCUGGAUGCUCUUAAAGAUUGUCUUCCUCUUUUGUCCUUGAAGUUCUCUACUACCAUCAUGAAGUACUUUAAAUCUUUGUUGGAAAUACGACAACCCCUUGUUACCAGGCGUAUAACAAACAGUUUGAGCGCACUUUGUCUACACCAAACAUUAGAGAUUUCUUCUGAACUGCUGCUAGAUCUGUUAUGCUCGUUGGGUCUUUCUAUCUCUGCAAAUAAGAUGUCUGUGGAUGACACAACAUUCGUUGCCAGGCUACUUGGUGUUGGAAUGAAAAAGAUAUAUCAUUUGGACAGACAAGUUUGCGUACUGAAACUCCCUCUUGUAUUCAAUGCACUUAGAGAUGUCUUGGCAUUUGAACACGAGGAGGUCUUAUUUGCAGCAAUGGAAUCCUUCAAGUCUCUAAUAGACUCAUGUAUUGACGAAAAUUUGAUCAAACAGGGAAUUGAUCAAAUUAUGGCAAGUAGAAAUGAGGAAACAAGGAAAUCUGGACCAACCAUCAUUGAAAAAAUUUGUUCAACUGUUGAAAAUUUACUUGAUUAUCACUAUGCUGCAGUUUGGGACGUGUCAUUUCAGGUUGCUUCGGCUAUGUUUAGCAAAUUAGGUAUGUAUUCUUCUUACUUAUUGAGGGGAACACUAAAGAACUUGGCAGAUAUGGAGAAAUUGCCAGAUGAAGACUUCCCAUUUAGAAAGCAGCUGCAUGAAUGCAUUGGAUCAGCCCUUGGUGCCAUGGGUCCUGAAACAUUCUUGGGCAUCCUUCCCCUUAAGUUGGAGGCUGCAGAUCUCUCUGAGGCUAAUGUUUGGCUUUUCCCAAUUUUGAAACAAUACAUUAUUGGUGCCCGUUUAAGCUUCUUUACAGAGUCAAUUUUGGGUAUGAUUGGAACUGUGAGGCAGAGAUCUCAAAUGCUUGAGCAAGAAGGAAAGAUCUAUUCAUCCAGGAGUGUAAAUGGACUUGUUUACUCGCUGUGGUCAUUGCUGCCUUCUUUUUGCAACUACCCUCUGGAUGCUGCUGAAAGUUUGAAGGAGUUGGAGAAAAUAUUGUGCCAUGCUCUUCGUGAGGAAUUGGACAUACACGGAAUAAUAUGCUCGAGUUUGCAGAUCCUUAUUCAGCAAAAUAAGAGAAUUGUAGAAAGAAAGGAUGACCAAAGUGGCUCUGAAUUAAACAUUCUCAAACAGCAAGCUGUGGCUCGUUAUACCCCAGCGGUUGCUGCUAAUAAUUUAAAUGUCCUAAAGUCUUCUGCUCGUGAGUUUUUAUCUGUCCUAUUGGGUAUCUUCAUGAAAUUGCCCAAGGAUGCAGGUGGAUGUUUACAGACAACAAUCAGUGAAUUCGCCUCCAUUGCUGAUAAAGAAGUUGUCACAAAGUUCUUUAAGACUACAAUGCGGAAGCUUCUAAAGGUCACACAGGAAGCUGGCAAAGCAGAAAACCCCCAGAAUUCCAACCCAAUGCAGAUUGACACCGCAUCAAAGGAAAGUUCACUGUCAGUAGCAAGGGCACAGUUGCUUGACUUGGCAGUGGCACUUUUGCCUGGGUUAGAUGCUGAAGAGACUGAUCUUUUGUUUGCUGCAAUAGAGCCUGCCUUAAAGGAUGCUGACGGUCUGAUCCAAAAGAAGGCAUAUAAAGUUCUCUCUGUUAUUCUCCGGAAUUCUGAUGGAUUUCUUUCGAGAAAGCUUGAGGAGUUGCUUAAUCUGAUGAUUGAUGCGUUGCCUUCAUGUCAUUUUUCGGCCAAACGGCAUCGGCUGGAUUGUUUGUACUUCCUAAUUGUUCAUGUAUCCAAGAAUGAAUCAGAGCGAAGGUGGCAGAACAUCGUUAGUUCUUUUUUAACUGAAAUUAUACUUGCACUUAAAGAGGCUAAUAGAAAAACAAGAAACAGAGCUUAUGACAUACUUGUCCAAAUUGGGCAUGUCUGUGGUGAUGAAGAGAAAGGUGGAAGAAAAGAAAACUUACAUCAGUUUUUUAAUAUGGUGGCUGGAGGCCUGGCUGGCGAGACUCCUCAUAUGGUUAGUGCGGCAGUGAAAGGAUUGGCCCGCUUGGCUUAUGAAUUUUCUGAUCUAGUUUCUGCUGCUUAUAAUGUCCUGCCAUCUACGUUUCUCCUCCUGCAGAGAAAGAACAAAGAAAUAGUCAAAGCCAAUCUAGGUCUUUUGAAGGUAUUGGUGGCAAAAUCACAAGCUGAAGGUUUACAAAUGCACUUGAGUAGCAUGGUAGAUGGUCUGCUGAAGUGGCAAGAUAGCACUAAGAAUCAUUUUAAAGCGAAGGUUAAGCUUCUCCUUGAAAUGCUAGUCAAGAAAUGUGGGUUGGAUGCUGUGAAGGCUGUAAUGCCUGAAGAACACAUGAAACUUCUCACUAAUAUAAGAAAGAUUAAGGAGCGGAAAGAAAAGAGAACUGCUUCCAACUCUGAGGAUAAUAAGAGUCAUCAGUCGAAAGCAACUACAUCAAGGCUAAGCAGGUGGAAUCAUACAAAAAUAUUUUCUGAUUUUGGCAAUGAAGAAACGGACAGUGAUGCAGAAUAUAUGGAUAUGGAGACUUCUUCUGGGAGGAGGAGCAAGGGUUCCGCAUUGUUGACAUCUCAACCAUCUUCUCUCAGGUCCAAGAGAACUCGUAAAGCAGCCAAGAGCUUGCCAGAAGACUUGUUUGACCAAUAUGAGGAUGAGCCACUUGACUUACUUGACCGGCAAAAGACCAGGUCAGCUCUCCGAUCAUCUGAGCAUCAUCUCAAACGGAGGGCGGAUUUGGAUGACAAGCCAGAGGUAGAUGCUGAAGGGAGGCUGAUAAUUUGCGAGGAAGGGAAGAAACCAAAGGAGACGUCACCAGACCACUCCGACUCUGAUGACGAAAGAAGUCAAGCAGGCAGUAGCAUGUCCAAGAACUCGCAUAGAGGUCAGAAGCGCAGGAAAACAUCAUUGGACAGCGGUGGGUGGGCUUACACGGGGUCUGAAUAUGGUAGCAAGAAGGCAAGUGGGGAUGUGAAAAGAAAGGGCAAGCUGGAGCCGUAUGCAUAUUGGCCACUCGAUCGAAAAAUGAUGAGCCGGAGACCGGAGCAGCGGGCUGCUGCAAGGAAAGGAAUGGCGGGUGUGGUGAAGAUGACUAAAAAGCUAGAAGGCAAAAGUGUCUCAAGUGCACUUUCCCUCAAGGGCUUCAAUAAGUCUAACAGGGAGGGUAAAAGGAAAGUCUCAACAAGAAGAAAAAGCAAGCAUUAAUCUGAGCGCGUUCUAUGAGGAGAGGGGUAUUUCUAUUCAUUUCGAAUUUGGGAGAAGGGGAGCGUAAACUUAAUUUAAUGUCAAUAUGCAUCACGCUUGUAACGCCACAGCGUUACAAAGCCAAUUUUGGUAGAGCAUUUGGAAUUGGCUGUUGGAAAUUCUCAGUUUAUGUGAGGUAUAUAAUUAAUUUGUCCGAUUCUUUUGUUGCA